AUGUCUUAAAAGUCGAAACCAGCUAUGUGUUUGGGCGAAUGAGAAAAAUGAGAGGCCGAGGCCUAAUCAGUCCCCCGAAAAGCCGAUUUUCUGUCACAGAAUCCGACUCACAAAAUAAUGCCGCCGCCAAUCCGCCGUCGAUGCCCAAUUACAUGUCAGCAACCCGGCGAUCCACGGCGGCGAGGGUGGUCAAUCCCAAACAGCAGCAGACCACUCACACAAAACCCACUUUUGGUUCUAAUGCUAUUCGUGCAACCAAAAACAGUUCGCCAAAACCCACCCCCGUCGUGCCUUCCCGGCGGCGGCCCACAUGGGCGCCAAAUAAUCCUAACGGCCACAACGACAAUUCCACCACCAAAUUAACGAUCGCUAAAAUUACCACAAGUAGAAACUCGAACGUUAAUGGAGUUCAACAACAACCGCGUGGGCCAACACUAAUUUCCGUUGCUUCUGGUUCCAGCCAUGGAUCGGGUCAUCACCAAGAUGCGAACAACAAUAACAUUGAAGGCGAAGAAGAAGAUUCUACUACAGUGAUCGGUCAUCCUCAUGUUAUCAAUCAAUUACAACAGCUUUCUAUAGACGGUAAACAUCAUGCGAAGAUGGUGUUUCGUGCAAAUUCCAUGGAUGAAUCUGUCGGCCCAUAUACAAAGGAAGAAUGUUCUCCUCAAAGCAAUGCUGAGAGAAUAUUGGAAAUUUACAAGGACAUUGCAUCUCAUCGUCAAGGAAACUCAUCCAUUACAUCUUACUUCACAAAGCUAGAGACAUUAUGGGAAGAACUUGAAACUUACAGUGAUCUGCCUCAAUGUUGUUCCUACAGUGCAACAGAUCAGAAGCCAAGUAAGCUUGUGGAGAGGGAAAAAGUUAUGCAAUUUCUUGUGGGGUUAAACGAUUCAUAUUCCACCAUCUGCUCCCAAAUCCUUCUUAUUCGCCCAUUUCCAACGGUGGAGAAAGCCUAUUCCAUUAUAAUAAUGCAAGAAUAAAAACAGAGAAACAUUGUUUUGUCGUUAAAAAUUGUUGCAGAAAUAGUAAUGCUUCUGUGCGAUGUUGAAGAUAUUUAGCUCAAAUAAAUUUCAAGUUAAUUAUGUUUUUUUCUCUUUUAUCCAUA
Messenger RNA from Momordica charantia (bitter melon), 1105 nucleotides. RefSeq lists its product as uncharacterized. The record is from RefSeq and is a predicted model, not a curated record. Lineage: Eukaryota; Viridiplantae; Streptophyta; Magnoliopsida; Cucurbitales; Cucurbitaceae.